Oenanthe melanoleuca is the source of this 5805-nucleotide messenger RNA. RefSeq names its product 3-hydroxymethyl-3-methylglutaryl-CoA lyase like 1 (gene HMGCLL1). The transcript is spliced from 9 exons. Gene Ontology annotation, cellular component: cytosol; endoplasmic reticulum. Gene Ontology annotation, molecular function: hydroxymethylglutaryl-CoA lyase activity. Bases 66 to 1094 code for a protein of 342 amino acids. Lineage: Eukaryota; Metazoa; Chordata; Aves; Passeriformes; Muscicapidae. Gene Ontology annotation, biological process: ketone body biosynthetic process; L-leucine catabolic process. The record is from RefSeq and is a predicted model, not a curated record.
CGGCGCUGCUGGCGCGCGGGCCGGGCGGCUGCGCCCUCCGAGCGGCGGCGGCUGCCGGCCGAGCCAUGGGCACGGUGCCGUCCGCGCUGAAGCACUGCCUCAGCUACCAGCACCUCCUCAAGGAGCAGCUCUGGAUCGCGGAGCCGCCCGCGGCCGCGCACCCCGCGCAGGAACCUCAAGCAUCUGGACUGCCUGAGUACAUAAAAAUUGUAGAAGUUGGGCCAAGGGAUGGAUUACAAAAUGAAAAGGUGAUAGUUCCAACUGAUACAAAAAUUGAGUUAAUCAACCAGCUUUCCAAAACAGGCCUGCCUGCAAUAGAAGUGACCAGUUUUGUUUCAUCCAAAUGGGUGCCUCAGAUGGCAGAUCACAAAGAAGUAAUGAGGGGUAUUGAGCGGCAUCCUGGAGUCCAGUAUCCCGUUCUCACACCUAAUCUUCAAGGUUUUCACUCUGCUAUUGCAGCAGGAGCUACAGAAGUCUCAGUAUUUGGUGCAGCAUCUGAAUCUUUUAGCAAAAUGAAUAUUAAUUGUUCAAUUGAAGAAAGCAUAGAAAGGUUUGAAGAAGUCACUAAAUCGGCAAGGAAUAUGAAUAUUCCAGUGCGUGGGUAUGUGUCCUGUGCCUUGGGAUGCCCAUAUGAAGGAAAUGUUGUACCAGAUAAAGUGGCAGAAGUAUCGAAGCGGCUGUACAGUAUGGGCUGUUAUGAAAUCUCUCUGGGAGAUACAAUUGGUGUGGGGACGCCUGGAAGUAUGAAAAAAAUGCUGGAAGCUGUUAUGAAAGAAAUUCCUCUGAGUGCUCUUGCUGUUCACUGUCAUGACACAUAUGGUCAGGCGUUAGCCAAUAUCCUCACAGCCAUACAGAUGGGAGUUGCUGUAGUGGAUUCAUCUGUUGCAGGGCUUGGUGGUUGUCCCUAUGCAAAAGGUGCUACUGGAAAUGUAGCCACAGAGGAUGUGAUAUACAUGCUGAAUGGUCUGGGGAUCAACACAGGAGUAAAUCUUUGUGCCGUGAUGGAAGCUGGAAACUUCAUCUGCACAGCUUUGAACAAGAAAACAAACUCAAAGGUUGCACAAGCUUCCUUCAGAACUGGAACUACCAAUUAAACAGAGUUUUCUUUUUGCAGCUUGAUUACAUUUUCCAUUUACCUUGACCAAGGACAUUUGCAUCAGGAAAAGAAACAAGAAAACCAUUGCGUCAAAGAAGCAAAAUAGAACUGAUAUAUAAUUCUUUUUUAAUGGGAGGAGUUAUUGUACUGUACUGCCUUGUCAGGAAUUGUCUGAUUUGUAAGAAAUAAAUGACUGUAGUACAGAACCCUGUGCUUGGUACUUCUACAGAUGAGAAAAAUGUACAAACAUUUUACCAUGUUUUAAAUUGAAUUUUUAGUUGUUUUCAGGAAAAUUGGGUAGAAGCAGUGAGUACAUAGUUAAAUUUUAAUCAAGAUGUCUUUCAGAACAGUACAAAUAUUUUCAGUAGUUUAUGGGAUCUCACACUGUGUGUGGCCAUUCUAUUGUGUAUUUUAUUUAUCUGAAUUCUCGCUUUUCAUUUGUCAAGUCACUGUGUUAUGAACAUGGAGCCAGAUCUGAAUUCACUGUAAGAUUUUUUUAGCACUAGAUCUUCUUUUAAAUUUUAUUUAACAUCUGUUAAAUUAUGGAUGACUUUAUCUUGUUCCAAGACAUUGUGGUGAAUGGCACUUUGCCAGAUCCUUCAAAUUCUAUUGCAAAUUUCCUUAUUUGUUACAUAUGUUAAAUUUGUUGUAGUUGCCUUUUUUGGUCAAAUUAUUAAAACCUAAUUCUAUAUAGCAAAUAAAAAUUGGCAAGGUUUUCAAAAUCAUUCAGGUUCAUAGAGGUGUAGAAGAGGCUACAUUUUCAUCCAAGGUUUCAUCAAUUAGAUUUUUCAUUCUAUAGGCUAUGAAUUGAUAUUCUCAUUCAGAAGUCACAGGUUUUUUAGGAUAAUAGUAUUUUGCUGUUCUAGCUUACACAAAGGAAACCACUUACAAUUUCUAUUUGUGCUGUACUGAUAAUGAUACUAUUCUUUUAAAUCCCUUAGUUCAACAAGAUGCCAAUGAACUGCACUGUCAUUUCUAGAUCAAUAAAGAACAAAUGGACAAAUUCAAAGAGAAUUAUCCUAUUUAUAAAUGUUCAAGUGUACCAUGCAAAUACUGUCAUGUUUUUCAGCCUGAAACUUCAGUACUCUUACUGGUUGGUUGGGUGGGAUCUGUCUGUACUUUGUGUAGUUAACCUUGAUCUGUAUUUUUUCUGAACAUGGCCUGUUGACAUGAAAAUCUAAAACCCUGGACUGUGGUCUUCAUCGGUAUUCUCAAUUUUCCUCAAAAAUGUGAAAUCUUGUCAAAAGGUAAGAUAAAAGAAAGUGAAAGAUAACACAUAAAAAAAGAAAAGGCUGACAUUUUUUUUGUCUGGAACUCAAGUCUGCCAAGUUACAGCUGAGUUAUGGUUUGCCUUUGAAAUACCAAAGUGAAUUUUUCUGAGAUCUUUUAGCCAGUUGUGUAGUUUAGAAUUGGCAUAGUUUAAGAAAGUCAGUAUUUGCAUGCCAGGCAAUACAAAGGUGUAAAUUUUAUAUAAUACCUCUAUCAUGUUUAUGCCAUAAUGAUAGUCAAAAUUAAUAUAAGCUACUCUGUUUCACUCUUCUCAUGGUAAAAAUCAAAGGAUAAACAAAGAAAUGUGUUCAGAUGAGGCAAGAAAUAUCUUGCCUAUCAUUUCAAAAUACUAAAUAUUUCCUGCAGAGUCUAGUAAGAAGACUUUCAAGUACUCCUGGAGGUGUGAACACCCUGAUUUUCUGGAUGCCACAAAAAAGCUCUUUCCUCUUUUUCUCAUGUUUCAGCUGGGGCUUUGCUAUUUAGCAGCCACCAUAGCUCAUAUAUCAAAACAUGAACUUAAAUAAAACCAGGUCUUGAAUGAUUCACGAACUUAAAAAUUCUGUAAUGGAUUAGACCCAAUGAAGAGGUGAGGAAACUGCAGCAGUACUUAGACUGUACUGAGUCUAAUAAUUAGUAGUUAAGCCUAAAUGUGGUGCCAGAAUUGACAUCUUAAAGACUUACUGAUUUAUGUGCCAUUUACCCCUGAUGGUGACCAAUCCUACUGUGAUACUUUCCUAUUUAAUGAUAAAUUUUCCUGUUUAGUUUUCUCCGUAGGCACAGAAUUGGCUCAUUUUGAGCUGAAGUAUGCAGUUUUCAUGUAGGCCCUAAUUAAUUUUCUUCCACCCAAGACCCCCUGAGCAAGCAUGCUUAAUUGCCAUAAACAAUAUUGAGCUUCUCAAAGACUGAAAGUGGAGUCAGCCCUUGAAAAAAAAGCAGUUGUGAUGCAAACCUGAAUGUGAGACUAAACAGCUGAACUGAGACUGAGCUUGCUGCUCAGCCUGGGGAGAUUAAAUACACACCCAUGACAGGACUGAGGGAAUGGCUUGAAGCUGUAUUGGGGAGGUUUAGGUUGGAUAUUAGAAAAAUGUUCUUCACCCAGAGGGUGGUUGGGCACUGGAACAGGGCAGUGGUCACAGCACCAAGCCUGACAGAGUUUGAGGAGUGUUUGGACAGUGCUCUUGGGCACAAGGGGUGACUCUUGGGGAUGGCCCUGUGCAGGGUCCAGGAGUUGGACUUGAUGAUCCUUGUGGGUCCCUUCCAAUUCAGCUUAUCCUGUGAAUAUGAACUGAAAAAGAACAUACUUUAUAGUAAAUCUGGAUGAAUUUGUGCCACUGGGUAGAAUGGAAUUAAAAAAUCCUAAAACCAGGAAAAUCCCAAGAAAAGCAUGUCAGUGCCUCUGCAACAGAUGGCAAGGUUCUUUUCCUUGAAGGUAGUGGGGAGGCCUUCAAUUAUCAGCCAAGUAAGGAACUGGAUGGGUAGUGACCAUUUUUAUGCCUCUGUAACAGUGCAUCCUAGGCUUUUCAGUAUCUGGAUUGUCUAGUUUGCAAUUCUAAGGCUCUUCAUCCUCCCUAUGCAGUGAAACAGGGUAGUUAUUAAAUCAUGUGGAUGAACAACCUAAAUGUCUCAGUUCUUUAUUGGGUCUGUUUUAGAAACUACUUGGAAACUUGCAGAGAGCCUUAAUUGCAGGUCUGUUAUUCUGUAAUGAUGUGAGCACUGGAAAAGAUGAGCAGUCACAUCUGGAGCCUGUACUUUACCCACAUGUUCAGCUUCAACCACAUCUUGAGUUAUAGUAACCCAGGGUGGAGGUCGCAGACAAAUAGAUUGUUUGUCAGGAUUGUUACAAGGGAGAAAGAAAUAUAGAGCCAAAAUUUCAAAAAGCAAACCCCAACACAGUGUUUAUGUGCCAAAAUUGCCACCUGGGAUGAAUUUAGGUCUGUGGAUCCAGGUGAGCAGUCCAUAUAAAAUCCUUGUUUACUUGUAGUGUGGCUGAGAAUCCUGAGACAUCUUAUGUUCUGCCUACACAUAUUUUUUAGGUGUGUAAAAUGCUGCUGCUCUGCUUUCCUGGGCUGGCAUAAUUUUGACUAUGAAGAACAUUUUGACACCUAAUCUCUGUCUUCACAAAAUAGGCAUCUAUUGCUAUUAAUAGCAAAGGCUAAUCCAAUAACUAUGCCAUGAGCCUGCAUCACUCACACAGCAGCACUGAAUUUAGCACAUAGUAGAACAGCUGAGACUAUACCCCUUCAAAAAACAUGUCAAGACAUGGAUGAGGCUCUCCAGUGCUUCUGACUUCCUAAACCUUCAUGCUUAUAUUCAGAGUGACCCAUCACUAGUGGUCACUUUUAGUCUCUAUCACUGUCCCCAGCUGAAUACAUUGCUGCCACUUCACCCUGAAAUAGCCCCCUGCCUGUGGGGGGCUUGCAUCCAGGUGUUUGGCUUCCAUGAGCAGGUGUUCUUACCACUAUGUCAUUAUAAAAAUUAUAAGUUAAGGUAUUACAUUGUUAAAGGCAUGACUGGUGUGCUUUGUUGGAGGUGAAGUUGAUCAGUUCCAGUAGUAUGGGCACAAUCAUUCUUCAGUGCCUUCCAGAACACAGCAAUCACAUACAGUUCUAAUGUCUUCCAGCAGCAGCUUGCUUUGUAGUUUAAACUUUUAUGUACUAGGGCAACUUGGCUCUGGACCAGCACUUUAAUGGUUCAUUUUCAUGUAUAACCAGAGUUUAUGAAAUAAGAACUAAAUAUUCUACUGUUGUAAAUAAGUCCAGAGAGGCUUUGGCUAGUUUUCCUUUCUUAAUAGUGUCAUUUGAGUUCAUAAAACUUUUAUUAUUGUAUUAAAGAGUCACAGAAUGAAGACUACAAGUCUGUGAGGUAAAAUUCUUAUGUUUGGGAUCAGUGCUGUUGAAAUGAAAUAAUACUUAUCCUAAGAGUUAGUGUGAAUGUAAAAGAUCUAUUUUUUCAAAGAAUUUAUUUUAAGGGGUAGAAAUAUUUAGUUACUGUGAUAUCAGAAAAUUGAUACUUUCUGCCACUGAAUUUUUCUGAUUUCUGACAUUGCCUUAAGUUCUCUUCAUUGAUUGUGAUCUCGAAAAGUAGCUAAACAGGUCUAACAGUGGAAAGAAGUAAAUGAAUUCCAGUUCUUGACUUGAAGAUAAAUGCUUUUCUUUUGUUAUAUUGUAUUUUUGAAGAUUAUUUUUCUCUGCAGUCCUGCUGUAAUGCAGUGUUGAUCUUCAUUGCUGCAAUAACACAGCAGGCAGAAGAACUGCAGCCAAAGUCAAUUUAGCCUUUGAAACCGAUGUCGAAGAGAUGAUAUGUUUGUCAAGGAAUUGUCAUGUAUCCGCCUGGUUGAAUGCAUUUGUGAUUUUGCAAUAUGUGGUGUUAAAGCUGAAAUAAAAUCUGUCUUGCUGUUUAUUGAAACUGAUAUGCUCAUGUAUUAUGCCAGAUUCAGCAGC